GUGUAGUGGAAAAAAGUAAAUAAAUAAAAUUAAAAAAAAAACCGAGUCAACAAGAACCCGUACGCCGCCAUCUUAUUCGAUAAUAGGGUUUUUUUAACGUUGUCACGUCUGAUCCGCCGUUAGUUCACCGGUACUUCGAAUCAUCCUCCGACCGUUUCACACAUCAAAAUGGGAAAUGUUUUCGCAAAUUUGUUCAAAAAUUUAUUCGGUAAAAAGGAAAUGAGAAUACUUAUGGUAGGGUUGGAUGCAGCUGGUAAAACUACUAUUUUAUACAAACUGAAAUUAGGUGAAAUUGUUACAACUAUACCAACUAUUGGUUUUAAUGUGGAAACGGUCGAGUACAAAAAUAUCAGUUUUACAGUAUGGGAUGUCGGUGGACAAGACAAAAUCCGACCUCUUUGGAGGCAUUAUUUCCAGAACACACAGGGUUUGAUAUUCGUAGUAGACAGUAAUGAUAAAGAGCGUAUAUUCGAAGCUAAAGAAGAACUAAUGCGAAUGCUUGGCGAAGACGAACUUAGAGAUGCUGUACUAUUGAUAUUUGCUAACAAACAAGACUUGCCAAAUGCCAUGAAUGCUUCUGAAAUUACCGAUAAAUUAAGUUUACACACAUUGCGUAAUCGUAACUGGUAUAUUCAAGCAACGUGUGCAACUAGUGGUGAUGGUUUGUAUGAAGGUCUUGAUUGGCUGUCAAACCAAUUGAAGAAUGCCAAUCGUUAACCGACUAUGGACUACAUAAAUAUUAUAAAUAAUAAUUCAAAAAAAACUGUUUGUAAUUCAAGAAAACAAGUCUUAAGUAUAGAAAAUACAAGAACUUUUUUUUUUACUCCAGCUGAAUUAAUAUUAUCAAACGAGUUCUUCUAGUAUAACCAGUAGUCCAUUUAUUAAAAUCCUUAGCAUGUUUUAUCAUAAAAUAAUGAUCAAAGCUGUUUCAAUGAACUGUUUGAUAAUUAUUAAUUUAUAUAAAAAAAAUAAUUAAUUAAUAAAAACUUAUUCAGAAAAGUUUAUAAUUAUAUUUACUAUUAUAACUUUCCUUACAACAAAUAUAUUUUGUAACUGUAUUGUGUCUAAAUUUUAUAAUACAGAAAAUAAUUUUUGUUAUGUUGAUUUCUACACAUUAUUAUUAUUAUUUUAGCUUUAUUUGGAAAUUAUUUUUAGCUUAAACACAUUUUUUUAUUAGUGUAUACAUUUUUUUUUAUAUAAAAAUUAUAUACCCUGAAACCGCUAUAUAAAAAUUAAUAUGUAUAAUUUUUCCUUUAUAAGUUAAACAGAAGCUGAUUUUUUUUUUUGUAAAUAAAAUUACUAUUUAUAUUACUAUUUAAAGUUUAAACAUAUGUUUGGAUAUUAUUUUAUAACUUUGGUAUCGUUUGCCCCAUCCAUUUGGUUUUAAGUUGUACAUAACUGUUUUGAGUUAUUAUGGAAGUACAAGUUUAUAGAAUAAAAGUGGAUGGAUUUAUUUAUUA
Molecule: messenger RNA, 1460 nt
Organism: Adelges cooleyi (spruce gall adelgid)
Lineage: Eukaryota; Metazoa; Arthropoda; Insecta; Hemiptera; Adelgidae
Gene: Arf79F
Product: ADP-ribosylation factor 1
Exons: 5
Coding region: 169-717 (182 amino acids)
Biological process (GO): intracellular protein transport; vesicle-mediated transport
Cellular component (GO): cytoplasm; plasma membrane
Molecular function (GO): GTP binding; GTPase activity
Source: RefSeq, a predicted model, not a curated record